Messenger RNA from Colletotrichum lupini, 540 nucleotides. RefSeq lists its product as uncharacterized. The record is from RefSeq and is a predicted model, not a curated record. The transcript is spliced from 4 exons. Bases 1 to 540 code for a protein of 179 amino acids. Lineage: Eukaryota; Fungi; Ascomycota; Sordariomycetes; Glomerellales; Glomerellaceae.
AUGGUACUGACGACGCCGGUAUUCCUCAAGGGCUGGAAGCAUGGGCAGCUCACGUCGGUAGGGUCAUCGGCUGGGGCCAGCUUGGAUAUCUGGCCGAAGGAGUUGGUGAUCGUUCUUGACGAACACCCAACAGGUAUCUUCAUGGACGGAAGCAAGCCCAGAAGAGUGAGGAUUGCGGGAUUCGCCACCUGGUUGGCAGUCGCUGUUCUUGUCGACCGUCGGGUCCCAUGCUCGGCGCCGGCGGAUCAUUUUGAGGCAAUCGAGAUACGUGAGCCUUCAAAACAUAUCCACGGUGGCCUCAGGAAGUCAAAUAUUCGGGCAGGUCCUAACCGGACGUCCCAAGGUGAAGUCGCUCCUGCCACUCUCACGGAGACCACUCCCCUUUCCCACUUUUUACUUCACCUCGGUUCCGCGACAAUUCGACCGCCUCAUUUCUCUUCCCCCAAACCUCUUCGCAGAUUUUCUCUUCUUCUAAUCCUGGAAGAGGACACGCGACAACCCCAUUUCCGACCAUACUUCUCUCCUUUCCAUCACCAAUAA